Homarus americanus (American lobster) is the source of this 2716-nucleotide messenger RNA. RefSeq lists its product as uncharacterized. The record is from RefSeq and is a predicted model, not a curated record. The coding region runs from base 1596 to 2318 and encodes 240 amino acids. The transcript is spliced from 3 exons. NCBI's taxonomy places the organism in Eukaryota, Metazoa, Arthropoda, Malacostraca, Decapoda, Nephropidae.
UUUUUUUUUUCAUGCUGAGAAUACACCUCAGAUAUAGUGAUACAAAUAAACUUUGUUUACGUGACUCGCCUUAGCAAGAUGAGUAACGCCUCUGAUAUUAGUGUAGACUUGUCCUGAUAUUGUGUCCUGUGGAUGUGACUCCAUGAAGGUACACUGUGUGAGGCAGGAGGUGCUGCUCGACCCGUUACGAUAUUUCUUAUUAUACUCUUACUCUUAAUGCAUGCAAUAUUUUCAUUCCUUUGAAUAGUAUCGUUGUAUGAUAGAUCCUCUCCUCCCGUGAAUAAUAAAUAGUUCAAUAUUCACUGUAUCGAAUAUUUCACAACUUCACAUUAUCAUACGCACAGAAAAUAAAACAGCUCUGUUUUAUCUAUUAUCAGUAAUCACUGUUUUGUUAUCACUUGGAAAUUACUAGCAAGCCAUAGCCAUGAUUAAUGUCAGCUUGGUGCACUCUAGCUGUCGAUUGCACUGCUGGGGGAUCCAUCACGACGUUUUCCUCAAUGAAACUUGACACUCAUGUCUUCCUCCGUCUGCGUCAGUGGCCCAAAUGAAUCACAGACGCUAGAUCGGAUCUUAUAAAGAAGGCUUAAUUGGGACACUGGCUACCACAUCCCGCCUAUGCUAAUUUGAAGGGGAGCUUCCGCGCUUUCUUCUAAUGCCAUAUUAUAAUUCUUGCUUAAAUAUCAUUUAGUGUCAAUAGCAUUUACAUGCGAUAAAAUGAUGAAUAAGAAUCUCGCUGUAUAGCAAAUGAAUUCUCAAUACUCACUGUUCAAGUAAUAAUUAAGCAGAAAAUUUAUUGCAGUUGUAAUGUGUGGCACUGAUGGCAUUCGUGUGGAUGUGACUUGAAUAUUUCAAUUUAAUGUGAAGGGUUUCCCUCUACUUACCCCAUCAGUGUUAAGAUCAAAUUCAAUACUGAAUAAGAUUCACUUAUAAGCCGCUCAUCAUCUUCCUGGGAUAAAUAAGAAGAUAAAAGGGUCUUGAUGUGAGGUGGCAGCCCCUGCAGCCAACGCUGGUUGGCUGGUUGGCCGGCGGGGUCCACACCUCCAGGCGGGGACCUGUCGAGUCAUGGACUGCUGGCGGGUGUUUGCCCAACGGUUCCUCGGUACCGUCAAUAGGAAUCACUGGAGUGUCUCGACCAGACUGAACCUUGUGGCUUCUGGGGACUAGGGCGUUGGUAAAUACCUCCUUGGGGACUUUCUACCUGACAGGUGUAGUGGACUUACUCCCCCACUCAGGUGUAUGAUGAGGGGGAGGGGAUGCUUACGCCCCACCUCCCCCUAGCCCUCAGGACUGACUCCUACACCUUUUGCUGUUGACCAAGUGAGGUUGAAGUUUUUUUUUUCACCUUACGAUUUCUUCUUAUCUGGCGCAGUAGGUCUUCCCCCCUCUCACAGCCCCGCCCCCUCUGACGUCACUCAUCACCGUCGUAUAUAAAGCCGACUUCGCAGAUUGAUGGCACACCACAUCUCGGGCUUUAAGUCCUCCCAGAGUUCAUCCUGCAGCCUCAGUGACCCUCAGUGAUAAUAAUCAGCUUUAAAACAGUGAAUAAUUGCGGCUUAAAACCCAAAGUUUCAAAGCAAAGUCUCAAGUUGCUCACUAUGGCGUCCAAGCUUGUGUCUUGCUGCGUGCUGGUUGCGUCUGUGGUCACCAAAGCUGCAGCCGCUUUAGAUAUAGAUUACAACGAUGGCAGUCUUUACGAUGACGAGGGUCGCCUCUUAGUGAUCCCCAUCGGUGCCACAGGCACUGGCCUAUCAGGACUUAACUUCAACAUCACCAGCCUGGCCGCGCUGUUCUCUGUUUUAGCCUCUGCGCUGGUCACCCUCUUGGGCCUAGCAGCUCUUGGUUUCCUCUUAUAUUCUCUCUUUGCCGGCGGCUAUGGUUUUGGCUCUGGCUCAGGCUCUGGCUAUGGAGGAGGCAGUGGAGGAGGAGGAUACUCCUCAUAUUCCUCAUACAGACGGUCUUUCGACCCCUACGCCAUUGACUGGGAGAAAUUCUCCAUCCUGGAUUGGAUCGCUAUCGGAGAAGAGGCCUGGAGAAAGUUCGACCCCUCAGAUCUUGAGUGCCAGAAGCGUCUGAUCUGCGAAGUGCACCAGAAUACUUCCCGCUUCGGCAACCCCGCCGCCCGCAUCGUCGACCUCUUCAGCUACCUGCAGUACGCCGAGGUCCUGUCACUUCCAGACGAGUUUAAAGCAUUGAUCGAAGAGUACAACGAUGCGGCUGAUCGAGGACGCAGUCUUCAGAAAGAUUGUGGCGAAGUGUACACGACAUGCGACUUCUCGGUGAAGAAAAUAAUGGACAAAUACUCUCAUAACGAGGUUUAGGUCUCGUUUCUUAUGAGUGUGGCUCAAAUGGCCUCGAGGAACUGGUCAACCGACACAGGUUGUCCUCUCACCCUCGAGGUCAACUUCCCAGGAAGAGAUCUAAUAUCAUCUUUCCAGUGAUUUAAGUCUCGACCUAGACCAUAAGCUUGUCGAUUAGAUUCCGUCUAGUUUGUUGUUUUUUAAUUUGUAUUUAACAUAUCUGUUGUUGAUUUGUAUUUAAGAUAAUUUAUUGACUGUGAUGACUGCCGUAACAGUGCAACCGAACCACCGCCAUAGACUCACGACCUAACCGUCUACGACUCCACGACUCUUAUAAUUAAACGACGCUCGGUGAUGACCAUUACGCUGUCCUUUGUAAAUAUAACUUCUUUGCUAUACAUAAACGACCUCAUUUGAAA